This is a messenger RNA of Cladocopium goreaui, 5946 nucleotides long. NCBI's taxonomy places the organism in Eukaryota, Dinophyceae, Suessiales, Symbiodiniaceae. The record is from the annotation of a GenBank genome assembly.
GCUCUGACGGACGCCCUCACUGCUGUUGGCCAGGCAGGGGGGGACACCAACAAGGAUGUUGGCCUACUGGAGGAAGGGAUGGUGCACUGGAAGCUUCUGGUGUUGUGUCUGGCCCUUAUGGCGAUAGAUCCUUGGAUUCCUUCUGGUCGCCUGCGCUUCUACUCCACGGCGUCAGGCACGUUGCUGCUGGGCGCUGGAGCUCUUUGGUGGUAUUUGGGGUGGAGCACGCCCAAGGUUGAUGAGGGAACUCGAUCAACCCCCAUGAAUUUGGGAGUUAGACGUUCAGUACACUUUGCUGAACAACCACGCAGUGCGGAUUUGUUGCUUCAUGAGCAUGCAGGGCUUCCUCCACUUGAAAGUCUGUCAGGCCCGAUUGAUGUUGGACAUAUACCUCCAGGUGCUCCUCCGGUCCCCUCGACUGAGCAGCAGGCUGGUGUAUUGACAGCAGCGAAUGAGAUGCUUCCCACAGCGGAACUGGCAGCAGGGUCGCGAAUUAGACUGAUUAGCGUGUCGCCUUAUGUGUCUUUGGCGGGUCAGGCUGGAGUGAUUGAAACCACCAACAGUGGCAAGUGCAACAUCAAGCUUGAUACUGGCUUAGGUUUGAAGGAUGUUCCAUUCACUGCGCUGGUUAGGGAGACAGGUGUGGAGGAGACUGCGGUGGCUGCAAUGGGUGCAUCCACAGUGUUUGCGCCUUAUGCUACGACUGGACAUACAACGAAACUGCAGGCACAGGCCAGCCGCCUGAAGGAUGCGUUGACCAAAGCGGCAGCCUUGAACUCCACAGUACCGAGCGAAGGCACGAAAGGGCCUCCGCGAACGGAAGAGCUCAAGAAGCAGCUACAAGAGAUAGAGACGCUUGGAGGACCCCUUCAUGGAAGCGGUGGCACCUUUGCACGAGUUGCGGAUGUUGGAGUGGGCGAAAACCCUGAGGCGAUGUCCUGGCACUUGAAACUGCCAGCGGACUUGCAGCGUGCUGCUCCUGAAAUGUAUCGCAACAUUCGCGCUGAUGGUGCAGUAUCUGCCAGAGCCUGGGUCAAUGAGCAGCACCCCACUCCGGAGUUGAAGCAAUCCCCAGCCUACCAAGACCUCUUCACUGCGGCCACGAUCAUUGACUUUGAACUGGCUGAGUGCAAGACUGAAGGGGCCAUUAUGCACAAGCUGGCCACAUCUGACACCUUGGAGAUCCACUUGCGGAAGUUGGCGGCCUAUGUGUACCUGAAGAGGACCAAGGAUCGCACAGGAGCAAACCGCAUGUUGGGUGUCAGAGGUCUGGCUAUGCUGGAAAAUUUAGAGGCCGUGGCAAAGGAGCGAAAGGCGGAGGAAAAUCAGGUGGGGGCUGAUGGCUUGCCUCCUUCACCUGCGCAGCAUGAGCAAGCCAAUGCAGCUUCUCAACUUGAAGCAGAGGAUGUUGGGGAGGCUGCAGAAUUCAUUGAACAGCUCAAACAGUGGGCUCUUUUACCAUUGCCGCUGCCUGAUCGUCCUGAAUGGAAGCAGCGCAAGUCCGCUCGCCUUCGCCUUAGACAGAAGAGGAGGCUUGAGGUCUGGCGGCUUGCUUCGAAGUUGAUUCGAACCAUCAACCUUCUGGACCGCGGCAGCACAUCCACUUCACAGCUGACGUCACCUGCAACUGGGCUAGGACGGCAAGUGAAGGCCACAGAUGUUAGGUCUAUUGCAGUGCUGCGUUUGACUCGUGAAUGCGCAGUUCUUGCAAGGGCACGCCGGGGCCUUGGUCUGACAGGCGUCCAACACUCAGCCGCUGUGGCUUCUCUGUUGAAGCAACCCAUGGAUGAACUUGGCUAUAUGAAGUUCUCUGCAGUGAAGCAGGUGCCCCUGGAAGCCGAGAAGAUUGUGGAGCCCAAGGAGAAAGGGCACAUCGACAUGUUGGCAGCACUGCCACCGGAGGAUGCCACGUUCUAUGCAUGUGAGGAGAAUGUUGUGGACCGAGCUGGCAAAUGUGAGCUCUUCUUCAAGGAUGCGGAGGUCAGGUUUGGUUUUGUAGGUGGAAGUGAGGCUGAAUAUAUCAAGUACCUCUCUCGGGAAGAUGUGCAGCAUUUAUGGGAGUGGGACCUUAUGUCCAACAUUAGAGCCAUAGCAGGUGUCUCAGCGGUCCCCAAGAAGAACCCAAUGCAGCAGCGCAAAUUGAUCAUGCAGGUCGCUUCCAACUACAUGUUCUCCGAUCCGUCCUGCAGGGCACAUUUAGGAAUGUUUGGAGGUGCAGCGCUUUCUCGUUGUUUUGUCCCCUCUGAUCACCUUGGAAUAGCUCUGUGUGAUGAAGACUCGGCGUUCACCUUUGUCAAGGUCCCAGAAUGGAUGACCAGAUGGCAGGGUGGUCCUCCGGUGAAAGCAGCUCAAGUUUGGGGGCUGCUGCGUAAAGAACUGAAGGACAAGAUCCUGGAUCCAGCUAGCACCUUUGUCUCUCCACGGUAUUUGAGGCUGGCUAUGGGUGGAUCUCAUUCGGUCUAUAUUCUCAUGAGGAUCAACAUGCAGCAUAUCGGUAGGAGCAUGCUCAACUAUGUCAAUAGGCUUCCACUGGGUGAUUCUAGCGAACAUGUCCAUGGCACCGAGCAACUAGUGGAGGAGGAACAGGUUGAAAUGAUAGGUGAUCAAGAAUGGGAGAAGAGACAAAAGCAGCGGAAGCAGUUGUGUCAGGUCUCCUCAUCUGGCUUCACAGUGCAAGAGUGGUGCCAGGCAGUUCGAGAAAGUCAGCAUGGAGAGCAGCGCAUGUUUGUCGUGAUGCAUUUCUUUGCAGGCGAUAGGAGGCCAGGUGACGUACAGGAACACUUGACACGCAUGUGUGCUUUGCAUGGGUUGAAGCUCCUCAUGAUUUCCAUUGACCUUGCCUCGGAUGCAAACUGGGACUACACAAAUCCUGAAACCUUCAACAGCGUGGUGCUGGGUGGCCCUCCACGCUCCACAGUUUCUCGCGCAAGGCAUGUGAAGAAGCGAGGUGGACCGAGAACGCUGGACGGCCUGAAAGGUUUAGACGGCAUCAGAUGUCCUGGAGUCAGCAAGGACCAUGUGCAUGGCAUCUCCAUCGAGCGCAUGGCAUCAGGCGCUUUUCAUACCAGACGGCUGCAAGAGUAUCCACCGAAGCUGUGUGAGGCUAUGGCCGACAUGGUGCUUCAGACGUUGCUGAGGAUGCGAGCUGGAAGCACAGGUCCUACAGGGGCACUACACUUGCGGGAGCAUGUUGCGGUACCAAGAAUCCCAGCCUGGAGCACAUGGGCAGCGCAACGAGGUCGCGGCAUCGUUAUUCUGAACGAAGCUAGCUCCAGAAGACAAAAUGUGAUCUUGGACAACAAGCAGAGUGCAGUGUAUGUGCACGUGGAUGACACAGUGAUCCUCUCGGAUGGCAGCAUGGGUCCAAUGUUUAGUGAUCUCAUUUUGAAAGAAGUGGUGGACGGCUUGGAGAAGGUAGGUUUCAGCGUGUCUCAGCAGGAAAGAGACAAAGAAGUGGAAAAGGUGGUAGGAUAUGAAGUGUGCAGGUGCCCGGCCACCUUCAUGUUGCCCAAAAAGAAGAUGGUGCUGCUGACAGAAGCCCUGAAGUACGUAGCCAGCUGCAGAAAGGUCAACACCAGGGUGCUUAGAGCCUUGGUGGGAGUGUGGAUCUUUGGCGCCCUGCUCCGCCGUGAGUUGUUGAGUGUUCCUCAUUCAAUUUUUCAUUUCAUGGAAGAGCACGAGAACAUGACAGUGGUGUGGUGGCAAUCAGCGAGAGAGGAGGCCAUAGCGAUGGCGAGGUUGACUUGUUUGAUGAGCUGUCAUGUGGGAGCCAAACUGCAUUCCUGGAUCUUCGCAACGGAUGCCAUGGGAGCCAAUGAGUUUGACCAUGGUGGCUACGGCAUAGUCACAACGAAAGCGAUGGAAAAAGAGCUGGCAGAGUUGGUGCGCAGUUCAGAGACACAGGGAAGAGUGAUAGCACAGCUUGGAAGCCUGGGGGGUUCAAAAUACCCUCACAAACCGCUUUGUCCCACGGUGCCAUUCACCUUGUUGCCGGCAUCGCUCUUUGCUCAGGAGCGCUGGCACCUUGUGGAGGCGGGCCGGUGGGCGUUCAAUGACCACAUCACGCUUGGUGAGUCGAGAACAGUGCUGUUACGAGUGAAGGAAGAGACUUUGUUGGGGUACCAAAAGCAUCUAACCCCCUUCUUGGCGUUUUUGCAGAACAGAUGGGAACUGGCAGUUUUGAGUGCGGAGGAUGUGGACUUGUUGAUGUUAGAGUACCGCACGGAGUUUGACAUCACUAGGUCUCAACACACACAGUUGGUGGCUUCCAUGGAAUUUUUCAUGCCCCACGUGAAAGGCAAAUUGCUUUUGAACCGUGAGGCAAUCAAGGGGCGCAUUGCGGGAGCUCCAAUCCAGCAUACGGUGCCCUUGACAAGAGAGUGUGCAUUCCUGUUUGCAGCGUGGCACAGCUCGCGUGGCUUCCCGCGCUUAGGUGCUGCAGUCCUCAUACAGAUGAACACUGGUUUGAGGCCGUCUGAGAUGUUAUCGCUGGUCAGGGAACAUGUAUACAUUCCUUUGAAUCCUAGAGAAGCCAUUUCAGUGCGUUUGGGAGCAGUGUACUCUACCAAGGUCAAACGUGAACAAUUUGUCCUAGUUCAACCUAGCCAGUCCCCAUUUGAGUACAAGCUGAUCAAACUACUGCAUGCAGCUACACUCCCAAACAACAAGCUCUUUCCUUUUUCCUAUGCUGCAUAUAACAAUUCCUUCGGCUUGGCGGAGAAACAUUUUGGUUUGGAUUUGCAUUUGACGGCACACUCGGGCAGAGCAGGGUUUGCCACUAGCCGUAUUAUGUCUGGCGCCGAAGCUAAGCAGGUCCAAGCAGAGGGUAGGUGGGCGUCGGAGUCCAGCUUCCGAACUUACAUUGACGUGGUAGGCAGUUUGCACACCCGUGCCCAAGUUGAACUAGGGCGCCCAGACUUGAGGCUGAAGGAGAAUCGCUUCCUCAUUCCUCAGGCGCCAGAGCACUACACAGGGUAUCAAAGGCGACAGUGGCGAGAGGAGCAGUUGCAGAAGCUUCUGAGCCCGCAGCCAGCAGCCGACAAAGGCUCCGCACCAAAAGUUUCCCAAACACAGCCAAAGGCAAAGGGAGUGGAAAGGGCAGAGGCAAGCUCUUGGCGGCUGGGAGGCCGUCGCAGUCGGUUUUCGAUUAGCUCAUGGUGCAAGUGGAUUUCACCAGUUCUCAAGAAGAUUUCUGGCCUCUCUUUGUUGCUAUGCCUGGGAUUGUUCUCUGGGCAGCAUGGCCCAGUGCACCAGGUGGCACGGGUGAUUGGGGCAGUGGCUGACCUAGGUGAAGCCACUUCAGCAGCAGCAGUGUCAGCCCUCAAUGCCACCAAUGCUCUAGCCUCGUCUGCUACAGCACUUGUGACGGUGGCAACCAGCAAUGGGUUGACGGCAGGCGCCAAUAUGUGGCAUGGCAUUGACUUGGCUGACAUUCAAGCUGGCCGUUGCGCAGGCUCAAUCACCGCUUUGAGUGGUCCAGUUUUGGAGGCAUGGCUUCACACCACUGCAGCGCAGGCACAUUUCCCGUGCUUGGAUGGCAACCUCACUGAACGCCUGAUAGCCGCUGUGCAAGCAGUUGAAGCCUCUCUGCCUUCUACUCAGGCCAUUUCAGAAGACUUCUCCCUGCGUGGCACUUUCACGUCUCUGCGUAUCAUGGCAACAUGGCAGGAUUUCGGGCAAGUUUCUAUACAAUUUGAGGCCAGUUUUCUUUUCUUCACCCCCAUUUGGUCAAACCCUCUAUGGACUCAAUGGGGCUGUAAGCUUGAUUCAGAACGAGAUCAGAUUUUGAAAGCACUGCGAUUGCUGUUAUUAGAUCUCCCAGCAACGCCACCGCAGCGCGCCUAUGCUGGUUUGGAUCUAGAAGUGGCUCUUUCUGCGCCAACAGAGGCGGGUGAGAAGGGUGAGAAGUUUGAAGAUGCGGCCGUUUUCUUUUCUUUGAACCUUUGA